AUGACGCCAGAGACCGCAGCCUACGCAACCAAGGCUAGUGACUUGCUCACAGACAUUGAGCGCGGCCAGCGCAUCUUGGCAGGCGGCUCGCUCGUCUCGACGGCGCCCGGCAUGGUGCACGCGACGCUCGUCUGGAAGCAGCGUGACCUCAUCAAUGGCACGAACGUUGUGACGCAGGCACAGCACAUCGUCCAUGGCGACACGGUCUUCCGCGGUCUUCCCACGAGCUACGACGCCAAGGCUGUGAGU
Molecule: messenger RNA, 249 nt
Organism: Saprolegnia parasitica CBS 223.65
Lineage: Eukaryota; Oomycota; Saprolegniomycetes; Saprolegniales; Saprolegniaceae
Exons: 1
Source: RefSeq, a predicted model, not a curated record